Molecule: messenger RNA, 2808 nt
Organism: Acanthosepion pharaonis
Lineage: Eukaryota; Metazoa; Mollusca; Cephalopoda; Sepiida; Sepiidae
Source: the annotation of a GenBank genome assembly
AUGGAGAGCACGUCAACACACCCUUGUCAUCGUCUCAGUAUUCCAGCUGCCAGACUCUUUUGGUGCCGCCAUUGCAUGCAAAUAUUCGAAGACCCCAUCACCAGGUGGCGGCACAGCAAAACCUGUCUUCACUCAUCCUCUGGCAAAGUCAGAAAGGACAAAGAUGGCAGCACCAUGCAGGUCUUUCUCAGUGCUAACAACUUGUCAGAAUUACGUCGCGAACAAAACAGGUCUCGGGUUAUCAGUCGAAGUGUCGGGCCUGGUCAAUCACCAGGCACUGAUCUCAGAUGCUUCAUUUGCAAGACUACUUUUGUAUCCAUCGAGGAGAUGCGGGUACAUGUCCGCACUCCCUGUCGGAAGCGGCCAACAUUAGCAGUGCCCAAACAAAAAUUCUCAGCCAUGCCUGCCGAGAUUAAAACACAAAUCCAGAUACCGGAUACAGCAUCUGAAAUAAUAUACAUCAAAGAUGGACAUCAGACGGUUAUUUCUUUGGAGUCUCCAUGUGCAGCAGAAGUCUUGAAUACAGAAUUUGUUGAACCAAAUCAAGAAUAUGAGCCUGACGGUGUUUCUGCCAUGGAAAAAGUGAUUAUACUUCCUGAUACAUUUGACAGCACAACGAAUCUCAAUGCUAUUGAGCAAACUGUUGAAAUUACAGCUGUUGAAACCGUAAUUCCUGUUGCGUCCAAAAGUGAAGAGGUCCCCAAGCAGCCAAAAAAUCGGAAUGAGAAUAAAACAAAACAACAUAUACGAAAGCGCAAGCGUAUUCUUCCAAAAAAAGCGCCUGCUUCACCUGUAGAAAAAAUUGUUACUGGUGCUGCUGCAGAAGCCAAGCUCAAAGACUUGUUUACCACAAUAGAGAUGCAGAAUAAAAUGAAACUGUCCCCAUCCCCCAAGCAGGCCAAAAGUGUCAACCCUCCUCCAGAGUCUCCAUGUAAGACUAGCAACCUGACGAACAUCGAGGAUGAUACUGACGAGUGUCAAAAUGACAAUGUGGAAAAAGAUGAAAACCAGUCUGGCAUUUCCCAGGAAAAAGAGACUGAUAACUCUGGGUUACUUCUUUACAUGCCACCAAUUAAUGCUGGAUCCGUCACUUUGCCCGACCCAUUACUUGACCUCCAAAGUGGCCUUCCUGCCGAAAUGUUGCUGGAUGAAACUACCAAUACAAAACCCCCUAUACCCACUGCACCAGAAGCCAUCAACACUUUUAUCCCUUCAGAUCUUGUGGAGGAAACAAAAUUGCCAUCGCAUAUCUUUGAUGGAGAUCUUUUGCCGUCUCAGAUUCAUUCAGAAGUUUUAUUUGAAGAAAUUACUGACGAGAAAGAAAAUUCACCUCUGGUUGAUAAUAGAAUUGAUGAAGAGUUGGUUUUGGCCGAACCUAAUCUUGAAGAAGCUGUUAAAAUAGACUCCCCUGUUGUUCCCAGGAGACCCAAGCGCUUUUCUCGACGCAAACGGAAAAAAAGUUACUUCAUCGACGAGCAGAAUCGUAUCUUGCCAUUUGUCAAUGUUCUCAUGUCGGAACUUUCAGACAAGGAUCGUUUCUUCUACAAGUUGGGUAUGAUAAACCAAUGCCAUAAAAUCCCCUCUUCUUCUGAGACAACCACAUCAACGGCUCAAAAUGGUGAGGCGCCUGCAUUAGAAACGUUGGGUGAUUCUGCCAAAGAAUCUUUGUCGAAACUUCAGUUCACUGACAUCAUGACAGAAUCGACGUAUCCACCUGAAAUUGCACCACUGUCCCUUGCUGAAGUGGUUGCUGCUGAACCUCAGGAAAUUUCAUAUACAGCAUCACCUGCUGUUGCAGGUGCUUGUGUUUCAGAUAAAGAGAACCCCUCCGCACUGGCCAAGGGCCUAUGUUUAUCACUGCCCACCCUGGAGAAGAUGGACAACAACCAGUUUCACGAUCCUAACAGCAUAUCUCCAAGCUCUGUCAAGCCAGAAUCUCAUGAUACGUCCAGUGAGAUGACGGGUCAGUCAGUGCAGUCCCCUUGCUGGGAGGCUGCUCCUCGCUUAGCACAACUGCCUGGGGUAACACAAAUUGUCAGGGUUACUUCUUCUGCUGACCUGUCAAAUGGAACUGGCAUGACAAAGAAACCAUCUCCUGAUCAGUGCAGUGUCAUUGCCAACAGUAAAGAUCUCCCUUUCUCCAAUUCCAAUUCUUGUGAUAAUGUGGAGAAAAAUGAACCACUUCCAUCUUCUGUUUCUUUGAAUAUUGAUCCCCCUCUUCCUUCAUCUCCCCCCACAAAUACUAACCCCAGCCCAACAUCUGUUGAUGUCAUUCCUCCCCCGACUGUUGUUGCUAUAGAAGAAAGGAGUGAGGAAGUUGUCCAAGAGAAAUCUCACUUGGAUGCCAAUCCACUGCCUUUGUCCCCAGAGAUUGUAAUCAACGACAACCACCUUUCAACAAUCUCUCCCCCUACGGAGACCACCACAUAUGAACCUGUCCAAGAAGGUGAGGUGGUGCUACAGGAGAAGACUGAUGACUCUGUCCUGCUGCAACAGUCUGUCCCUGCCACAAACCCAGUUGCUGUUGAGACCCUAGAGCAGCAGCAGCUGGUGCUGGACAACACUACCGACCCUAAUGUCUUGGUUCAGUAUCUAAACAGCUUGGACCCUUCCAUACUGCCAGGAGAAGUGACGUUUGUCAUCAUUCAAGGGACGCCUGGUGAGGCUCUCCAACUUACAAAUGAUCACAACUUUAUCAUCGAACAGACGGGAGACGACUCAGCCGGUGGUUCAGUUAUUUACACACUGCAGUCCCCCCCGUCAGACAUUGCAACAGAAGCUGAGAUCGUCAUGACAGAUUCAUCGUAA